UGUGAAUUUUAGUUUUUUUCUCUGGGAAAACAUACAGUUUCUGUUCGCUGCUUGUCAUCGAAAUUUUCUCAGUCAUUUGGCAGUCCGCAAAACGUUCUCUCAGGCCCCCACCAUGAAGCGUCACAAUGCCCGGGCCAUACGUGCCGCGGCCGCCGCCGCCGGUGUGCCAUCAAAUGCGGAACGGCAAACAAAGUCGCUGCCGAAGCUCGUGCACUCCGAAGCGAGUGUGAAGGGUCCCGUUCUCUAUGUGGAUGUGGUGAAGAAUAUGCCCAAGGGCAAGCAUGCAACGGUCGAGCACUCUCCGCAAAUCUCGCCACCAGAGUUCAGCCUUUUCCGCGAGGACUUUCCGGCACUGCCAGGCGGGCGUCGCGCAUCGGUGACCUCUGUGCCCGACGACUGGACGAGCAUGAUCAGCGACGACGAAGAGCUCGUGGUAAAUGUUCCGAAGACCCCGAACAUAGCCUCGUCCCCCACUGAGAAGAGCUCUGAGGAAGAUCUGGUGGCAGAUGAACCGAAAUCCGUGUACAGUCUGGUCUCUGCAGCAGAGCAAUUGUCUUUGUCCAGCGAACCAGAGGUUGAACCCAAUAAGUGCGAGCUCAAGAAGGAGUCGCCCAAGGAGGAGUCGCCCAAGGAGGAGUCGCCCAAGGAUGAGUCGCCCAAGGAGGAGUCGCCCAAGGCUGCUCUACCGGAAAGUGACUCCAGCAGCCCCCGCAGCUCCUGCUUCGAACUCAAUGGCAACUGCAUCGACUACUUCCCCGUAAGCGCCAGCUGUGUGCCGGAACCCGUAGCGUCGGAGCUGCUUUGCGAAGUCAGCGUCAUAUUUUCCAAGCAGUUCAUGCAGGAGGGAGUGCGACAGCGCGCCAUGAAGGGUUCUUAUCGUCAGCUGGCUCCAGCUGCCCCAGGCGGAGUGGAGGAGACCAAGAUUCGCGCCUCCCUCAAGACACAUUUCACGGGCUUUCCCGUGGGCGGUGUGAACUUUGAACGCGAGGUGCCAGCCAGAAGCUCUGCGCCCCAUGGAUCCGGAAUGGCAGGAGUCUACGGCCUGUUGGGACUGGCGGGAAGGCUGGGCGUAGCCCAAGAUGAUCCCGACAUUAUACCCAUGAUCUAUGGAGAAGACGAUCUAAUGAGCAUGGGGAACAACUUCCCUAACGACGGCUCCCGCAACCUGCACUCAGCCGUUGCUGUGCCAUUCCAGGGCUUUUCCUGUGGCCUCAAUGACGGCAGCUUCAAUGUGCCACCGGAACGUCGAAUGGCCAGCCGACUCGGCCUGGAGCAGCCCAAAAUGUCGCAGAUGCAGGAGGAGCUGCUGUUUUACUACUUCUACAACUGCCCCGGCGACAUGCUGCAGAUGUUGGCCGCCGCCGAGCUGGCCGAUCGCAAUUGGCGCUACCACAUGUACGAGUGCCUCUGGCUACGCCGACAGACGGAUAAUCCCAACUACGUUUACGUCGGCUUCCAGGAGUCCGGCGAGUACCAUUACUUCAACAAGUUCCAAUGGGUGAUUCAGCGUCGUUACUUUUACCUGGACCCCGACCAAAUAGAGCGCACGCUCUCCAAGGAGGAAUUGUUCGAGAAAUACGGCUACCAUCCACAGAUGUAGGGCAGGCACAGGCCUACACACAGAUGACACUUCCACGAUGGGCUAACACACACUCAGCGGGCAGCACCACUUGGGGAAAACACAUUUACACUGGCUCACAUUUAAGUCUUGCUGGAACUUAAAUAUUUGUCAACUUAUCUGCGAUAUUUACACACAAAACACACACAAUUAUUUGGCACCCUUUACAUGCACAUGCAAAGGGUAAUAUGUUAGGAAUAAAUACAAAUGUAACAUCUAGA
Messenger RNA from Drosophila subobscura, 1839 nucleotides. RefSeq lists its product as uncharacterized. NCBI's taxonomy places the organism in Eukaryota, Metazoa, Arthropoda, Insecta, Diptera, Drosophilidae. Gene Ontology annotation, biological process: regulation of DNA-templated transcription; nuclear-transcribed mRNA poly(A) tail shortening; regulation of stem cell population maintenance. The transcript has a single exon. The coding region runs from base 113 to 1600 and encodes 495 amino acids. The record is from RefSeq and is a predicted model, not a curated record. Gene Ontology annotation, cellular component: CCR4-NOT core complex; P-body.